AUGUUUGAGCGAUCACUCUCGGCCCUCAUCAAGGGCCUCCGGUCACAUCGCGGCAAGGAUGAGCCCAAGUAUGUCGCUCAGAUCAUGGACGAGAUUCGCCAUGAAGUACGCUCGGGAGACCUCGAGGUAAAGGCAGAAGCUGUGCUCAAGCUCACCUACCUUCAGAUGCUCGGAUAUCCUUUCUCUGGCGCCAACUUUCACAUGCUCGAGACGAUGGCUUCCGCAAAGUACCACCACAAGCACAUCGGCUAUCUUGCUGCAGCUCAGUGCUUUGCUGCUGACACGGACGUGCUCAUCUUGGCCACCAACAUGAUCAAGAAGGAUUUGCAAUCGAGUCAACCUCUCGAUGUAGCAAUCGCGCUCAAUGGGUUGUCACACAUCACAACACCCGACCUGGCCACGCAUCUGGGACCGGAUGUCAUCAGGCUUUUAACGCAUAGCAGACCGAUGAUCAGGAAAAAGGCGCUGCUCGUGCUGUAUGCGCUCAUCAUCAAGUCGCCCAAUUUGCUCGAAACAGGUUGGGACCGUUUGAGGGAUAAACUCGACGAUUCAGACCUCGGAGUGGUUUCGGCGGCGGUCAACGUUGUCUGCGAGCUGGCUAGGCGUGACCCAAGACCAUUCCUUCCCCUCUCACCGCAGCUCUUUCGUCUUCUGACCACAUCCACUAACAACUGGAUGCUCAUCAAGAUCAUCAAGCUCUUUGGCUCGCUCACUCCCCUCGAACCACGUCUUGUCAAGAAGCUCGUUCCGCCAAUAACCACGAUCAUCUCCACCACACCAGCCAUGUCUCUGCUGUAUGAGUGUAUUCACACCAUCAUCAUCGGCGGUAUGCUUACUCAGCCUGGAGGAGAAGAUCUUGCUCACACAUGCGUCGAGAAACUGGCUGCUUUUCUGACGGAUUCCGAUCAGAAUCUCAAGUACAUUGCGUUGCUGGCGCUUGUCAAGAUUCUGCCGAGUCACCCGCACUUGGUCGCGGAGCAUCAGGAUGUCAUCUUUGAGUCCAUCGAAGAUCCCGAUCUGUCCAUCAGGCUGCGCGCGCUUGAGCUGGUAUCGGGUAUGGCGGUGAGCAGGAACCUAGAAAGUAUCGUCUUGCAGCUACUCUCCCAUCUCGAGCCACCCUCUUCCUCUUCUCAGACCGCCUCGGGCUCUCUCAACGGCGCUGCAGCAGCGCUCAAAGCGAGUUUGGCAAGCGGUGGUUGGGCAGGCUCGGAUGCUGAUCCAUCAUCCAGCUCGUUAGCCGCUAUCACUUCGGCCAACAAUCCGACACUAUCGCCGUCGUACAGGCUCGAGAUUGUCGAGCGCAUUUUGGCGCUGGGAAGCUACGAUACGUACGCCAACGUGGUCGACUUUUCUUGGUAUCUCGAUACACUUGUGCACUUGUCCAUGGUUACCAAUUUGCCAGAUGGGAACAGCAUCGGGUCGCAGAUUCGAGAUCAGCUCAUUGACAUCACCGCUCGAGUCCGGGCCAUUCGACCGCACGCGACACGCGUCAUGGUUUCUUUGCUCAGCGAUGGACGUCUGGUGCCCUCGUACGAUUGGACGCGAUCCGAUGCAGGAUUAGUCCUGACCAGGCCGUUGUCAGGUGCUGCGGGCGACGAUAUGAGAGAAGCACGCAAAGUGCUUCACGCGUGCGCUUGGAUCCUGGGCGAAUAUGCCUACGAACUCGGCAGCCCUGCUUCCCAAGUCAUCGUGCAGCUGCUCAGACCCGCUCUGUUCGAUGUCGCUGUCUGCGAUGCUUCCACCUCGGCAGCGUGCGUACACGGCGCGGUCAAAUUGUAUGCGUUCUGGGCUUCGGCGCUCUCGACGCGGUGGAGCCAAGAUGGUAUGAAGCCGCAGGUUGAAUUCGACGAUCUAGUUGAUACAACACACGAGGUUGCGGCGAGGUUCGAGGCGAUUCAGAGGAUGUCGUUGGAUGCAGAGGUGCAGGAGCGAACGGUCGAAUAUCGACAGCUGUUCAGGCUGAUACAGAAGGAUUUCGAGUCGUACCAGGCCGGGCCUUGCACAAAGGACGCUAAGGCAGCGGAAAGCGCAGGUUCGCAUUCGAAAGAUGAUCUAGGAAAGCACGUUCAGCAAAGCGAGAAGAGAGAGCCAACUCAUACCUCACCACCACGAAGUCUCGAUUUGCUCUCGCCGCUAUUUUUCAACCACGCACUCGGACCUUUGGGUGCCAAUGCACAGUCUCGAGUGCCAGCGCCAAUCGAGCUGGAUUUGAACGCGUGGAUCGUCGCUCCUGAAAGCUACGUCGUUCUGGACGGAAUCCAUCUUCCGUCGCACCUAGAUGCAGAUAACGAUGCGCCUUCGACCACCGAUGUGGUUCAAGCCGCUCCCAAGUCCGCCGAUAAGGAGAGCAAAGCGCAACGCGACGCAAGACUGCAGGCUCAACGCGCACAAGAUCCGUUCUACAUUGUCAGUGCUUCCAACGCACCGCGGCAAACCGCACGACAUGUAGACGAGGAGCAAGAUGUGGAUCAGAUCCCCAUUGUUCGAUUGGACACUCUUAUGGGUUCAGUAAUAAGGGGUGCGCAGAACGAACAUGUGAGCGCUCCAGUGUUGGAACAGGAAGAGAUGCCCGAGCCGAUCGCUAGGAAGAGCAAAAAGAAAUCAAGUCUCAAGGUCACGCAUGCACAAGAUGCUGAUCCAGAGGGUGCUAUGAAGGUGGUCAAAGUGACCAAGAAGAAGAAGCCGUCCAAUAAGAGUGGGGCGUCGAGGGUUGUCAUUGAUUGA
Mycosarcoma maydis (corn smut) is the source of this 2724-nucleotide messenger RNA. RefSeq lists its product as uncharacterized. Bases 1 to 2724 code for a protein of 907 amino acids. Gene Ontology annotation, cellular component: endosome membrane; AP-3 adaptor complex; membrane coat. Gene Ontology annotation, biological process: Golgi to vacuole transport; protein targeting to vacuole. NCBI's taxonomy places the organism in Eukaryota, Fungi, Basidiomycota, Ustilaginomycetes, Ustilaginales. The record is from RefSeq and is a predicted model, not a curated record. The transcript has a single exon.